AUUCAAGGUAUAGCAACACUUUUAGGAGAACCCUUCAUUCUCUCUAUUGUUGUUUCAAUACUUAGUGAUAGUCAUUCAAUAACUAACGGUGUAAAAGUGAUCACAUGGCUGCUUCUUUGCCUUCUUUCUUCUCUGUCAAAGCAAGAGGACCAUAUAUCUCAAGAGAUGCAAUAUCUCUUAAGAAAUGCAAGAUACGUCAUGGGAUGCAAGUAAUAAAAGUUCAGAACUAUCAAGAUGAAGGGAGAUCCACCAACAUGGUAGAUGCAAAUAUGAAUGUUCUAAGGGGGAGAAUGGAGAUGGUGAAGGUGAAGGAGAGAUUGGAAAGGUGUUGCAAAUGUCAUCAUGGCUGGAAUUAUGUCCAAGUUUCUGAUCACAAAACUAAGAAAAAUAAAGAGUUUAGCAGCUUGAUUGAGUUGGCAGGUUUAGUUUGUGGGACGUUUGGUCUUACUUGUUUUGGUGGAACACUCUGCCUUUGUCUUGUUUCCCUGCUUGUUCAUCUGCAAUUGUGAUUUGGAGUCUUAUACGUUCACAAGGAUCACUUAUAGUUCUAUAUAUUUUCUCUCACUUCUAUUUA
Molecule: messenger RNA, 574 nt
Organism: Lotus japonicus
Lineage: Eukaryota; Viridiplantae; Streptophyta; Magnoliopsida; Fabales; Fabaceae
Exons: 2
Coding region: 105-509 (134 amino acids)
Source: RefSeq, a predicted model, not a curated record